UAUCAGAAAUCAGAUGUUUUAUGUUAUUGUGACAAUUUACUGUUAUUUUGAAUUUGAAUCGUUUAAAUAAAUCUACAAAUAACGUAAGUUCAGAAAGCCAACACCAGUCAAAACCAAAGAGACAACGAUUAACUAUAAUUUAUUGUUGGUUUCAUUGUUUAAAGUAGCAAGAAUAUGUUAGAUGACGAACACGAUGAAUUACCACUGGUUUCAGUCGGCAGCGGGAACUAUAACUUAAGUAAUUUUUCAAUGCCACCUGCCGAUGUUCUAGCAUCGCAGAGGGCUCGAGAACAAGAGUGCGAGCGGGAAUUGAGACUACUCCGGGAGCAGCACGCACCUGACGAUGACAAGUGUAACUUGGAGGAGCUUCAGAGCACACCUAGCAACUCGAGUGAGUUGGAUGGGGAGCUAGCAUAUUUAGAAGCUGCAGAUGCACCGACAAGGCUCGUGUCGGUCAACAUGAGCGAUCUUAUAACGCAGCUCAUCGCAAAUCUGCCGGAGAGUGACACACAAUUUUUAAAGGAUUAUCUAAUAGUACUACAACAGAACUCUCCGGAUGUAAUAAAAUUAGUCAACAAAGAGAUGUUACAUAUGAUAGAGGUGGGGCUGGCGGGGGGAUGCGGCUGGCUACAGGGGGCAGUGGUGUGCUGCAGUGCAUGGCUGUGUGUGCAUACAGAGGUAUAA
Messenger RNA from Papilio polytes (common Mormon), 684 nucleotides. RefSeq lists its product as uncharacterized. The coding region runs from base 175 to 684 and encodes 169 amino acids. The record is from RefSeq and is a predicted model, not a curated record. NCBI's taxonomy places the organism in Eukaryota, Metazoa, Arthropoda, Insecta, Lepidoptera, Papilionidae. The transcript has 4 exons.